This is a messenger RNA of Wyeomyia smithii (pitcher-plant mosquito), 2396 nucleotides long. RefSeq names its product glycine receptor subunit alpha-2-like. Gene Ontology annotation, biological process: chloride transmembrane transport; nervous system process; signal transduction. Gene Ontology annotation, molecular function: extracellular ligand-gated monoatomic ion channel activity; transmembrane signaling receptor activity; neurotransmitter receptor activity. Gene Ontology annotation, cellular component: membrane; neuron projection; synapse. The transcript has 10 exons. Bases 657 to 2096 code for a protein of 479 amino acids. The record is from RefSeq and is a predicted model, not a curated record. Lineage: Eukaryota; Metazoa; Arthropoda; Insecta; Diptera; Culicidae.
AGGUGAAGGCACACAGUGCGGCCGCCGUACGUCACGAGAUCCUGAUGUGAUGAGAACGCGAAAAGUUGCGGAAAUUUUACCACUCGAACAAUCCGCGGCGCUAGGGCAGUCCUCGUGCGAUCCGUUAUCCUGUCGUAGUCAAGCCACCGCCGGUGUCGGACGUGAGUGUGCGCUAGCCGCGCUACGGACAGAGCGUCGGAAAGGAUACCUUCCAGUGCGUAACUUGGAAGCCCGAUGUCACCGUAUAAUUGAACUUUAAAGCGAAAGUGAAACCGCGCCAAAAGUAUCUCACGGUUCGGAUGAUUGUGCUUUUUUGGUCUUUCGUCUCAUAACAUCAAAACCGCGAGACCGCUCGGGACGGCUGGAGCGCGGCAAGGAAAAGCAAAGUUUUAUCGAUUCCGAACAUUAAAUACAAACACGCUUAUUACUGUUUCCCACUGGAAAGGACUUCCCACGGGUUAGCAGUUCGAAGUUCGAAAGCUUCUUCCGAUAUCCGGUCACGGACGGUGGCUGGUUUAAUCGGUUUUAAAGAAGCCCGAGAUAAAAAGUGCACCGAGAGGGCGUCUUAAUGAAACCGUGUCGUGCUUCCCCCGCGCAGUCAUCAAACCGUGGGCCAAUAGUCUGAGAAUGAGUCUAACCCAAGCGUGUGGAGGAUUAUGAAUACAGUGCUCUUUUAUAGUGUCUUCUAUCUGUCAUCGGCGCUAUGGAUUUACGUGGUUACCGGAGCAUUAACUUAUCGACUUCCAGCAGACGUUAAACUGUACGAUAAAAAUGUCAAGCCAAGUUCAAUUACCGACAUAUCAGUGUCACUCUACAUCAAUCGCAUAUCUGGAGUGGAUGAAAAUAAAGAGGAAAUUUCGAUCGACGCAUUCCUGCAGGUCAUCUGGGAGGAUACACGGCUGGUACCGGUGGAGGAGCCGGAAAUGACGAAACUUUACGUGGAGCUGACACCGACCGAACGCAACAUGGUGUGGGUUCCCGAUCUCUACAUCCGGCAGCUGCGCGAGAUGAAGGUGAUGACCCUGCUCGAGGAGAUGAGCAGCCUGCGGUUGUACAAAAAUAGUACCUUAGCGCUGAGCAUAGGAGCAACAAUAAUCUUUAAGUGCGAUAUGGAUUUCGUGUUAUACCCAUUAGACGUUCAACGAUGUCCGGUAGAUUUUAGCAGUUAUAAGUAUACGGUUAAAGAAAUGCGCUUCCGUUGGAAAAACGACAAUGGCCUCACAUUUCCGAACGACUUCGGGGACCAGUUCUUCCGAUUGCCAAAAUAUGUCGUCUCGUUCUACACCGAGCAGGAACCGCAAACGAUUCAUUAUGGCGAUGCGCAUCCCUUUCCAGACAACCACAGCUCAGCCCGGCUCGAGAUCACCCUAUCGCGUGAGGUCAAAAGUUACCUGCUGGAGAACUAUCUGCCCUCGACACUGUUCGUUUCGAUGUCCUGGGGUUCGUUUGUGGUCGUUCCGGAGAUCGUACCCGGACGGAUGGUGCUGCUGGUAACCACGCUACUCUCACUAAUCACCAUGUUCGAUACGGUUCGCAACAAUUCGCCGGAUGCACUAGAGCUAAAGUGCCUGGAGGUGUGGCUCAUAUCAUGCACGCUCUUUGUGUUUUUCGCGCUGAUAGAGUAUUUCAUAGUGCUGUUUGGAAUCCGUUACGACAAGCACUGGCGAGUGGCGGCCAAGGCCCAUGUGCAAGUCGCACCCCCUGUACAGCUCCAAUCGACGCUCAGUCUGUCGCAGAAUACCGUUGAGACGCCGAUGAACUCAACACACGCCCGGCGAGAGAAUGGCCUUGAAAGUAACACCCUGAAGGUGACGGGCACGAACAAGGUGCAACCACAGGAAUCGGACCCGAACAAGCCCGGAUCAAUCGGUAAUCUCUCGGGCAGUUUUCAAAACACACAACAUGUGACUUCCGUUAUGACUAGAAGGCGCACUUACAGCUUCCGCAACGUGGCCGACGUCGCACUGUUGUAUGCCGGCUCGCAACGGGGCCGGUUGGACCAAAUCUCACUGAUCAUCUUCCCGCUAAGUUUUCUCAUCUUCACAAUCACCUACUGGACAAUGUACAUUAGCGAAUCGAAUAGAAAAAAGCUUUAGGGAUAUCCCCGGUUUACUGUUAACCCUUGAUAAUAAUAGAAUUUAAAUAGAUAAAAUUUAGCCGAUAGUAUGGAAAGCAGUUAAACAGCAGCUAAAAAUCAAAAUUUUCUCACACAAAUCAUAUCAUCACUAUUGAUAAAGUAUUAUACAAACGGAUUGCCUUUAAAAUAUUUUUCUCUAGUCAAAUUAAAGGUAUGAAAGUCACCAAAAAUUGCCUUUGCAAUUGUACAGCAUUGUUACCAGCAUAGAUUAAUUCAAGUUGAAAUAAUAUUUCGCAUCAUUGAACUUUGAUCACAUCGA